ACUACAUAUCCCAUAAUCCCACAUCUUCAAGUCACAUGAGAAGCAGCAAGGAGCAGAUGGUACAGAGUCAUGUGAUGUUGUCAGCCGGGAUUGAAUCUGUGAGGUUGCGUCUGAUGUGAGUGCUAAGGCGAAUUGCUAUCUCUCUGGAAACGAUUAAUCCCAUUUUGCUGCUCAAGAAAACAUCCAAGCCAGAAUGUCUUAUGGAUCCAUUGAUGCGGGUUCAUUUGGAAGCAGAAAUCCUUUCGGUGGGCCCACAAGGCAGGGCUACCAGCCAGUAGCAACACAGGUUAGCCCAUCAGAGCUGCAAGAUGUUUUCCAGGAAACCUCCUCUAAUAUCUUUCAAAUCAAUGCUAACGUUGUAACCUUAGAGAAGAACCUUCAGUCAUUGGGGACGUCAAGAGACACAGCAGAGCUUCGACAGAGUUUACAUUCAACACAACAACAAACCAAUAAAGUCAUCACAAGCACAAGUCAACUUGUUAAACAACUUAGUGACAUCAUCAGCGGAUCUUCACGGCAAGACAGGCUUCGUCUGACGAGACUCAAAAACGAGCUGUCAGAUUCUGUGCAGCGAUAUGGAGACCUGCAGAAGAAAAUUGCAGAUCGUUCAAGGGCCUUGCUUCCUGCAGCACAAAAGGACAGGAAGCAGAGUGUAAAGACACCUUUCAUCGAACUGGAUGAUGGGGGGCCUUUGUUCGAGGUGGACGAAAAUGUGGAGAGUGAUGGCCAAGCUUUCCUGUCAGAGAUCAGCGAGGAAGACGUGGAGAUCCUGAGGCAAAGAGAAGAAGCAAUUCUUCAGAUUGAGAGAGACAUGCUGGACGUUAAUCAGAUUAUGAAGGACUUGGCCAGCAUGGUGCAUGAACAAGGAGACACUAUAGACAGUAUUGAAGAUUACAUUCAGACAACCUCAUCGCAUGUGGAAACGGCCAAUCAGGAGCUUGCAAAAGCCAGUCAUUAUCAGAGGCAGCUGAGAAAGAGGAAAUGCUAUCUGUUAAUCGGUGGAGCGCUGCUUCUAACUCUGCUUAUUAUCAUUAUUGCAGUCUCAACCAGAAAAUGAGAGCAAGUGCCCAGAGAUCUGUGUUCCCAUCCGCUUGAUCUCUCCGGCUUCACACAGUAAAGCGAGUCCACACUAAGAGGUUUCCACCUGCACUCUCUUCCUAUCCUCUUCUUAUUUCUGUCUGUAGUUCUGUUAGACUGUGUGUGCUUUGUCUCUGUAUGCAUGUAUGGAAAUGUGUGUGUGUGAAUGUCUAUU
Paramisgurnus dabryanus is the source of this 1252-nucleotide messenger RNA. It is a transcript of the gene tsnare1, whose product is annotated as T-SNARE Domain Containing 1. Gene Ontology annotation, molecular function: SNAP receptor activity; SNARE binding. Gene Ontology annotation, biological process: vesicle fusion; vesicle-mediated transport; intracellular protein transport. Gene Ontology annotation, cellular component: synaptic vesicle; endomembrane system; SNARE complex. Lineage: Eukaryota; Metazoa; Chordata; Actinopteri; Cypriniformes; Cobitidae. The record is from RefSeq and is a predicted model, not a curated record.